AUGACCGAAAUGCUUAAUAGAAUUUAUGCUAACGAAUCACUUUCACUUCGUUCUGCUUUGCUCGUGAAACUAAUUGAUGAGAAAAUAUCUAUCACUUGGCAGCUCACUCUUCGUGCACAGAUCCUUAACUCUGAUGGUCCGAUUCUGGACGCACUUUUUUGUGCCACCUCAGCGGCAUUAUUCGAUGUUCGCUUACCAUCCGUCAUUCUGAGGCAUGCCAAAGACGAUGAGUCUCCUAUUCGCCAGGAAGAGAUAUCAGUUCUUCGUGAAGUAAGCCGCUGUUCGUCAUCAUCCUACGAGCUUUCAGUUUAUGACCAAGCUCGCCCAGGGGGUAGCACCGCUACUACGUGA
Molecule: messenger RNA, 351 nt
Organism: Cooperia oncophora
Lineage: Eukaryota; Metazoa; Nematoda; Chromadorea; Rhabditida; Trichostrongylidae
Source: the annotation of a GenBank genome assembly